CGGUCGUUCCGUGAAAAGACCCAUGGGAAUGUCGGAAUGGGGGAUCUCUCCUUGUCAUCCACAUUCACAACAACAACGACGACGACGUGGUGGCAUUCCAUCCGUACGGCAUUCGGACACCGUCCGUUCCCUGCCCAACCCCGGUGGGUGACGGAAGCGGCGGCGAACGCUACCCGGGCCGCCGCUCCCUGGGGCCAGCUCUGGCAACCAGACACGGCCCCUCGCGCCGUCCGAGCCGGUCGGGUGCGCACCGUCGAGGACCUCGACCACAGUAGUAGAUAUGACAACAAGGACGACCGUACUAGUGACCUCGACGGUAGCACAAAUGACGACAACAACGACGAUACCAACAACGACGACAACAGUCUGCGACUCUGUGUCCGCAAUCAUUUGUCCAUACCCCUCGUCUGGUGUUGGAUGGAUGCCCAGGGUCGUCCCCAUCACUUUCGGAAACUCUACCCAAUGGCACACGCCGACACCGACACCGACACUGUUACCCGGGAUGAUCACGUCGAACAGACCUACACGGGACACGCCUUUGUCCUCGCCACGGAACCAUCCCCCGCCCAUUCCUCCGACACCAUUCCGUCCCUCGAUCCCUCGACCAUACUCGGGGCCUAUAGACCCCAUCGACGACGAGACCACACCGUUCACAUAUUGGAAGUCAAGGGAUGGAACUGUUGUCGACCCGGAGCACGCUCCCACGUCCGACACGGAUCCCACCGAAUCCACGCCUUUGUACCCACCGAUAUUGACAACGACGACGACGACAACAACCAGGACGACGACAACCCACUCGACGUACCCCGGUCUGUACAAUUACACUUGCACAUCGGCCGUCUCGAUCCCACACCACUGGACACGGUCCGUACAAACAAAUACGUCCAGAGUACCCUCGCGGGCUGGCCCGUCCGUUUCCAGUCCAAUUGGGACGGCGGUGACCCGACCCUCCGGGCCCGUCUCGAACAGGAUUUAACACACGCGGUACACUGCCUACCGCCCCACGCCGUGCGAACCCUGCGACGCACCACCCCACUCUGGAUCAAUCGGGACUUUCGUUACGGACCCGCCGCCUCUCCCGUACGCGCCCGGGGACUCUGUUUCCACCCCUACGCCGACUGGUUGGCCCACAACCAAUGCCAUCCCGCCAAGCAACACGGUGUCGAGCUCUACGACGCCGACGAAUACCGAAAGGAUGCGGCCCUAUGGGGAACCGGUGGUGUCCUCUUGCACGAAUUCUGUCACGCCUACCACUGUCUGUGCGUCCCACAGGGCUACGACAAUGCCGAAAUUCAGGAAUGCUACCGACUGGCCCUGGAAGAGGGACUGUACGAGAGCGUGCCCGUGCACGGCCCGCAGGGACCGCACGCACGGGCCUACGCCUGUACCAAUGCCAUGGAAUACUGGGCCGAAUUGUCCACGGCCUUUUUGGGUGGCGUCGACACCGAUACGGAAUACAACAAGUGGUUUCCGUUCCACCGGAAGCAACUCCGACAGCACGAUCCGAGAGCCUACCAAUUGUUGCAACGAUUAUGGAAGGUUCCAUGCGAUAACGAUAACGAUAACGAUACCGACGACGACCGUAUCGACAACGAGUCAAAGACUGGAGAUGUGCUGUCGAGCGGCAUCCCCACGUACUAG
This is a messenger RNA of Phaeodactylum tricornutum CCAP 1055/1, 1641 nucleotides long. RefSeq lists its product with no specific name. Gene Ontology annotation, molecular function: metallopeptidase activity. The transcript has 2 exons. Bases 37 to 1641 code for a protein of 534 amino acids. Lineage: Eukaryota; Bacillariophyta; Bacillariophyceae; Surirellales; Neidiaceae. The record is from RefSeq and is a predicted model, not a curated record.